ACACUAGUGCGGUAACAAGCCAUCGCGCAAGUGGCCCAGGGGCAGGAGAGGCUCCCAUCAAGUUUCACACAUCCUCUUCUUCCAGAUAAUAAACUCAUUUGAUUUAACCGACCGGGGGUCUGGGACACUGUAAAACAUGGCUGCCUUUUCAGCCUGGUUCUGGAACGAGAGGUUUUGGCUCCCACACAACGUCACCUGGGCGGAUCUGGCAGACCCAGCUCCCGGGGUCGAGUACCCCAAAGCGGGACACUUGUUUGCUGCCUUCCCGUUGGCUUUGGGGAUUUUCGCCGUCAGGAUACUUUUCGAAAGGUGCAUUGCCGGUCCCUGUGCCCGCAGUCUCCACAUCCAGCCAGGUAUUGGACGAAGAGCGCAGCCCAAUGCUGUGCUGGAGAAAGUGUUUACAUCCAUCACCCAGAAUCCAGACUCUCGGCAUCUGGAUGGCCUCUCCAAACAGCUGGACUGGGAGGUGCGAAAGGUCCAGCGUUGGUUCCGCCACCGCAGGAACCAAGAUAAACCCAGCACGCACACUAAGUUCUGCGAGAGCAUGUGGAGGUUUACAUUUUAUUCGUGCAUAUUUACCUAUGGGCUCCGGUUUCUGUGGCAGUGUCCUUGGAUGUGGGAUACACAACUUUGCUGGUAUGGUUAUCCUUAUCAGGUCAUGACUCCGGGUCUCUACCACUACUAUGUGACAGAACUGGCCUUCUACUGGUCCCUCAUGUUCUCCCAGUUCACCGACAUAAAGAGGAAGGACUUCCUUAUAAUGUUCAUCCAUCACCUGGCGACAGUUAGCCUGAUCAGCUUUUCUUACGUCAACAACAUGACGCGAGUAGGGAGCCUCGUGAUGUGUGUCCACGAUGCCUCAGACUUCCUGCUCGAGGCAGGUAAACUGGCCAACUAUGCCAAGUACCAACGCUUGUGCGACUUCCUCUUCAUCGUGUUCAGUGCGGCAUUCUUCAUCACACGAUUAGUUGUUUAUCCAGUAUGGGUCCUGAACUCCACUCUGUUUGAGAGCUGGGCCAUAGUCGGGCCGUACCCGUCCUGGUGGCUCUUCAACUUCUUGCUGCUGGUCCUCCAAGUGCUGCACAUCAUCUGGUUCUACCUCAUAGCCCGUAUAGCUGUGAAAGCUAUGCUGCGGGGCAAGGUGAGCAACGAUGUACGCAGUGACAUUGAGAGCAGCUCGGGCGAAGAGGCCGACACGCCCACAGGAGGCCCGAGGGCCUUUUCUCAUCCUCCCAAGGGAGAAAACGGCACCAGGAGCCACUGCGUUGCUGCCAAAGACGGAGUGCAGAACCACAGCAGCUGGUGACAGGAAGCUGGGUGCCCCCUGCAGUUCGUCCCUCACGCCUCCAACCACUCUCUUUUUGACAUUCCCUUGACGUCCAAGGCGGGCGCGCACACACACACACACACACACACACAUACACACAGCUUUGAAGAGCCCUGUGCUGACUUGUACGACACAACUCAAGAGGUGACGUGUGAAAGCUGAAAUGAUAUCAGUUGAAGUAAGUUACUUGCAUAGUCUUAUUUCUUAAAUGAUGGAAUGUUUUUUUUGUGCCGAGUUGGACUGCAGUCGUUGAUUUGUUUCAAUGUUCUCUCCCAGUUUUAUUGGUCAGAUGAACUUGUAUUAUUUUUGUGUUACUGUUUAAUUCACACUGGAUCACAAAACACUACUCUCUGGAAGGUUGCUGCAUUUGUCAUCUGAUGUUACAGUAGGUAUUAUACAUAUAAAUAACGGUUUAAAUAACUGUUGUAGCUGUUGUAUCAGCUGCUGUGUGUAUGAGCAGAAGUACACACUUGAAACAGCAGCAGUUUCUGCCUUCAGCGAUUUAUUGUGGAUUUUUUCUUUUUAACAACAUUGUUUGGCAACUUUGACUUAAUGUUUAUUUCAGUUUUACCGUUUGUUUUUUUACUACUUCUUCCGAGAUUACAUGUUUAUAAAGUUGUUUGUCACUGCCUACAGAGGAAUCCAGGUAUGAGGACUAUACUACAUGUCUGGUAUCACGUUCUCGCUUGAUGGCCUUGUAAAAAAAAGUAUAUAUUUCCAAAUAUAUUCUGUUGACAAGAGGC
Messenger RNA from Cyclopterus lumpus (lumpfish), 2070 nucleotides. It is a transcript of the gene cers5, whose product is annotated as ceramide synthase 5. The record is from RefSeq and is a predicted model, not a curated record. Gene Ontology annotation, biological process: ceramide biosynthetic process. The transcript is spliced from 10 exons. The coding region runs from base 137 to 1306 and encodes 389 amino acids. Gene Ontology annotation, molecular function: sphingosine N-acyltransferase activity; DNA binding. Lineage: Eukaryota; Metazoa; Chordata; Actinopteri; Perciformes; Cyclopteridae. Gene Ontology annotation, cellular component: membrane.